Oncorhynchus masou masou (cherry salmon) is the source of this 3160-nucleotide messenger RNA. Its product is annotated as disks large-associated protein 2-like. The transcript has 11 exons. Gene Ontology annotation, cellular component: glutamatergic synapse; postsynaptic specialization. Bases 16 to 3090 code for a protein of 1024 amino acids. Gene Ontology annotation, molecular function: molecular adaptor activity. Gene Ontology annotation, biological process: signaling. The record is from RefSeq and is a predicted model, not a curated record. NCBI's taxonomy places the organism in Eukaryota, Metazoa, Chordata, Actinopteri, Salmoniformes, Salmonidae.
CCUCCACCCAGGAACAUGAAGGCUCUAUCGGGUGGCCGGCCCAGCCAGCUCCAGAUUACCUCAGCUCACACCUGCGGCCUGGCCGACUGCGACCACUCCCUGGACCACCAUGAGUCCCGCACCCCCUCAUACCUCCUCAGCCCCACAGAGAGCUGUCUCAUGGAUCACCACCGCUGUUCUCCCCGUAGCUCCAUCCACUCUGAGUGCAUGGCGAUGCCAGUCUCCAUGGCCAACACAGACCACUCCAUCUCCAGCAGUACCUUUCCCAGGAUGCACUACAGCUCCCACCACGACGGCAGCGGGUCGCGGGAUGGUGGUAUUAGAGGAGGAGGAGGAGGAGGUGUUGGCGGUGGAUCACGGGAUCGAGAUGAGUGUGGCUCGUCGCAUGGCGGCAGCGGUAAGAUGAACAGAAUCCCAGCCAACCUGCUGGACCAGUUUGAGAAGCAGCUUCCGUUACAUCGUGAUGGCUUCCACACGUUGCAGUACCAGAGGGCAUCCACCACCACCACGGAGCACCGCAACGAGAGCCCUGGGAGGAUCCGACACCUGGUCCACUCUGUCCAGAAGCUCUUCACCAAGUCCCACUCCCUGGAGGGCUCGUCCAAGAUGAAUGGAACCAAGGGAGACUCGCACCGGGAAGGCUCCCACCACCACCAUCAUCACCACCACGGACACCACAAACACAGCAAGCGCAGCAAGAGCAAAGAGCGUAAGUCAUCAGACAGCAGCAGUAAGCAGCGCUCUGGGGUGGCGGGCUGGUGGAGCUCAGACGAUAAUCUGGAUAGUGACAGUACGUACCGGACGCCCAGUGUCAUGUCACGCCAACAUGUGGACCACAUCAGCAGCCACUGCUACCCCGACUCUGUCCACAGCCACUACGGGGACCUGUCGCUCAAGACCUCCAAGAGCAACAACGAUGUGAAGUGUUCCGCGUGUGAGAGUGUGGCCAUGGCUCCUGAAGGGAAGUUCAUGAAGAGGAGCUCCUGGUCAACGCUGACCGUCAGCCAGGCCAAGGAGGCCUACAGGAAGUCCUCCCUCAACCUGGAGAAACCCAUGAUGCCCACAGACCUCAAGCCCAACCUCAGGCCCUGCCACUACCUACAGGUACCUCAGGAUGAGUGGAGUGGUUACCCAGGGGGGGGUAAGGGUGAUGAGAUCCCCUGCCGGAGGAUGAGGAGCAGCAGUUACGUCAAAGCCAUGGGUGAUGAGGAGAGUGGAGAGUCUGACUCCAGUCCCAAGACCUCCCCCGUGAAGACGGUCCGGCCAGACGCCCUGGUCAAGUAUGUCAUGCAAAGACCGCUCUUAGACUCCCAGAGUCAGAGCUUCCAGGUGCAGGCCUCCAGAGACAUUCACCCCCACCCCAGCUUGGCCCUGGAGCCCUCCACCAUCUAUAACUACCGGCAGCCACCUCUCCCAACAGCCCAAUUCCGCUCCAGGAACCAGAGUUACAUGCGGGCAAUCAGCACUCUCAGCCAGGCCAGCUGUGUUAGCCAGGUGAGUGAGACAGAGAUAAACGGUCAGUUUGAGUCAGUCUGUGAGUCGGUGUUCAGUGAGGUGGAAUCUCAGGCUGUGGAGGCUCUGGAUCUGCCCGGCUGUUUCCGGACACGGAGCCACAGCUACUUGAGGGCCAUCCAGGCUGGCUACUCCCAGGAUGAUGACUGCAUCCCCACCAUGACCUCCUCCACCCUCACCUCUACCAUCAGGGCCACAGCAGAGAUCACGUACACAAACAACUACAAGAAGAUGACCCCUCCGCCGGUCCCGCCCCGCUCCACCGUAGGCUCUAAGCCCCUCAUCUCAGUUACGGCUCAGAGCAGCACAGAAUCCGCCCAGGAUGCGUACCAUGAGGGUAGACCUCCUCGAGGGUGGGGGGAUGGGCUGGGCCUGAGCCUGGGCAGGUCCCUGUAUAACUCCACAGACAGUCUGGACAGUGCCAAGGCGGUGACUAUAGCCUUGGAGGCUGCAGGGGUGAUGUCUGGGAAGAGACACCCGUCCACAGACAGUCAUAGCUCAGUGAUGACCUGUGAUAAAGCCAUCCUGGUGUCCAAGGCUGAGGAGUACCUCAAAACACCACGCUCUUCCAUAGGGAUACAGGUGGAAGCAGCCACCGACUCGGAGUCAGAAACCAAAGGAUCGAGGGAAUACCAUUCUGUGGGGAUCCAAGUAGAAGAUGACAAAAGAGGGCAGGGCAGGUUGAAGCGCUCCAACAGUGUAACAGCCUCCGUUCAGGCUGACAUGGAGAUGGAGGGGUUUCCCACCAUGGAGGACAAGGGCCUACAGUUUGGAGGGGGCUUCCUAGGGGGGCACUCUGAGCCCAGCACGCCCACCCAGUACGGUGUUCGCACCGUCCGCACCCAGGGCCUCUUCAGCUACCGGGAGGACUACCGGACACCCACGGAGCCCCCCAGCCCCCAGCAGACCUCCAGCGAGACCACCUGGCAGCUAGAACCCCCCUCUCCCAGGGAGCCCGCAGCAUCGUCUGGAGAGUCGGGCCGCGUGUCCCCCGCCUUGCGGAGGGAUGGAAGCUGGUUCAUGCAGCUGCUCCACGCAGAGACCAAGAGGAUGGAGGGAUGGUGUAAAGAGAUGGAGGCAGAGGCGGAGGAGAACGACCUCUCUGAGGACAUCCUAGGUAAAAUCAGGAGUGCGGUGGGCAGUGCUCAGCUCCUUAUGUCUCAGAAAUUCCAGCAGUUAUACUGGCUUUGUCAGCAGAACCUGGACCCCAGUGCCAUGCCCCGCCCCACCUCUCAGGACCUGGCUGGAUUCUGGGACCUCCUGCAGCUGUCCAUCGAUGACGUCACCACCAAGUUUGACAAGCUGCAGCAGAUGAAGAACAAUGACUGGAGACCCGUAGAGAAGAGCCCUGAGAAGAAGGUGGAGAGAGAUUUACCACCUGCCAUACCAAAGAAGUCCAUGAUCGGGAAGAGAGGCGUGACGCGGGAGAAAUCCCUGGAUCUUCCAGACCGCCACCGCCAGGAGGCACGAAGGAGGCUGAUGGCGGCCAAGCGUGCAGCUUCCUUCCGUCAGAACUCGGUGUCAGAGAGAGCAGACAGCAUCGAGAUCUACAUCCCUGAGGCCCAGACUCGCCUUUGAGAUUACUGGGACAGGGGUCAGGGGUGAGGGGCGUCUCCCCCUUCAGACUUCCCCUCAACUAGACUCUCCU